AUGAUGCAACCGGCCGCGGCGAUCCACGAGCUAAGGCGAAAGACAUCCUCGACUUCAAGAUGUUUUCGGGAUCGAGCGAAUUUGCGACCAGGGGUCAUUCCGGCGCCGCUCUCUGUCCUCUCUCCCAUGCUCUUUGUGGUUCGGGUAGGAUGA
Microbotryum saponariae is the source of this 153-nucleotide messenger RNA. Lineage: Eukaryota; Fungi; Basidiomycota; Microbotryomycetes; Microbotryales; Microbotryaceae. The record is from the annotation of a GenBank genome assembly.